AUGUACCUGAUCACCGUGUUUGGGAACCUGCUCCUCAUCCUGGCUGUCAGCUCAGACUCCCACCUGCACACACCCAUGUACUUCUUCCUCUCCAACCUGUCCUUUGUGGACAUCUGCUUCACCUCCACCACCAUCCCCAAGAUGCUCCUCAGCAUCCAGACCCAGAACAGUGUCAUUACCUAUGAAGGAUGCAUCAGCCAGAUGUACUUUUUCAUACUCUUUGCAGGACUGGACAUCUUUCUCCUAACCAUGAUGGCCUAUGACCGGUAUGUGGCUAUUUGUCACCCUCUGCACUACAUGGUCAUCAUACACCCCCAGCUCUGUGGUAUCCUCGUCCUGGUGUCUUGGCUCUCAGCUGUCUCCUUAUUUUACUGUACGAGCAUAAGUGUGUACCUCCGCUCUGCUGCUACCCCCAGCUCACACUCAAGUGCAGCAGCCUCAGUGAUGUACACCGUGGUCACACCCAUGCUGAACCCCUUCAUCUACAGUCUGAGGAACAAAGACAUUAAGGGGGCUCUGAAAAGAUUCACUGGGGUGGAAACAAUAAAAGGAUUAAUCGUCCAAGGGUGA
Molecule: messenger RNA, 570 nt
Organism: Manis pentadactyla (Chinese pangolin)
Lineage: Eukaryota; Metazoa; Chordata; Mammalia; Pholidota; Manidae
Product: olfactory receptor 7A10-like
Exons: 2
Coding region: 1-570 (189 amino acids)
Biological process (GO): G protein-coupled receptor signaling pathway
Cellular component (GO): membrane
Molecular function (GO): olfactory receptor activity; G protein-coupled receptor activity
Source: RefSeq, a predicted model, not a curated record